AUGAGGCACCGGAAUGUAACCGCAACAGGAGCUUGACUCCGCUGAACUUCCCCGUUUUUGUCAUGUUCGUUUAAUGUUGCUUGCGCGUUGUUCAAAACAGUUUAGUUAAAUGAGACUCACACCGGGCCGUGGGCGCACUUCGAACCGAGAUUUAUUCAGUUAAUUCGUCAAAAAUAAACCAGCAAAUACUCAAAUGUUUAACGAAUCUUUUCCUUCGAGAAUUAACGUGGUGCUUGUGAUGGCCUACGGCAGUCUGAUUUUUGUCUUGUUGUUCAUCUUUGUCAAGAGACAAAUUAUGCGACUUGCCAUGAAGUCUCGAAGAGGACCACAUGUAUCCCUUGGCCACAAUGCACCUAAGGAGCUGAGACAAGUUGAAGCCAAGCUGAACCUAGUCCAGAAAAUCCAUUUUGAGCCUCGUCUGCUGGCUCCAGAUGAUGACCGAUUAACGCAGAGCGAACAGUCUGGGUCCUGUGACUAUUUGUAUAGAAUGAGAGCACUUGAUGCCAUCAGAGAUGCUGGUGAGCCCUUUCGUGAACUUGGAGGAACGUCCACCGCUGUGACUGGAAAAAGAUUUCGGACCUGGCUUCUGCAGCUACGAAAUUCCCCAUGCAUGUUCAGAGACAACGAGAGCUCUGUCAUUGACACAGUGCUAGAUGGCUACAAUACUCGUCAUGGGGCCGAGGCUUUUGGUGAAACAGAAUUCUUGAAGUAUCAGGAAGCUCUAACAGAACUAGCCUCCAUUGUGAAGUCUCAGAGCCAGCAGCACUUAAGUCAGCAACAUCAGUCGGCAGCCAAAGACUUGACCAGCACAUCGGAGCCCGCAAGCACCUCCUCUCCUUCCCCCACCCAGCCCAUCUACCUCACAUCUACAAUGCAGCAGCGCAGCAAGAGGCCCAGACACUUCCUGGAGCUGAAGAACUUUAAGGACAACUACAACACUCUAGACAGUACACUCUGAAAAUAAGCCCAUCCAACAGAAGGUGAAGGACAAAAUAGUGCUGCCAGUGAUUACAGUGCCUAAAGUUUUAGAGUGAAAAGACUAAAACACUGCCUUCAUAUACUAACUUGUAUUGCCUUGUUUACACUGUUGUGCAUAUCAGAUUACUGUUACAGUGCUCUUUACCUAAGUGUAGCAUAUGCGUAUUAUUGCAUGUAUGUAUUAUUGCAUGUGUGAGCGCUAUAUUUGGGCUAUGCAAUGAAUAAAAGACCAUCAGUAUUUAAUGCACAAUGUAAAGGCCUAUGCAGACUUGUUGAAAUAACCAACUGUUUAAAAAUGCUAAUAGUACGUUUUCAGAGAAAACCAGCAUUAAUGGUUGCUUAUUGAGGAAAAAUACGCUGUUUAUGACACUUCUGUUUACACGUACAUUUUCACUGUCCUUUGUUGCAGAGUGAAUUUGUUUACCUGUUUUUCUUUUGGUUGGUUUUUUUUUAGCCUUGCUUAUUUCCUUUUACAGAAGCCAUAGUGCUACUUGUUUUCAGGAACUGUGAUAAGUGUUUUUUUUUUUGUUGUUGUUUAAUUAUUACCUCAGCGCAAUGUAAAUUAACAGUAUUUCAGUGCAUUGAUGUAUUCUGAAUGUGAGGUAUUGCAUCAGGGGCUCCUCUUCCUUGCUCUUAUGGACAGGCAUACUGAUAUCUGAGCUUCUUUUUUUUCCCAUCUACUAUUAUGGGUUCCCAGGGAGGCAUUUUAAUGCCUGAAUAAUUUAUUUUAUGUGGUGCCUACUAUACAAUUUUCCGUCCAAAUAAAACUG
Archocentrus centrarchus (flier cichlid) is the source of this 1748-nucleotide messenger RNA. RefSeq names its product lipid transport auxiliary protein 1 (gene ltap1). Gene Ontology annotation, biological process: phagocytosis. The record is from RefSeq and is a predicted model, not a curated record. Lineage: Eukaryota; Metazoa; Chordata; Actinopteri; Cichliformes; Cichlidae.